This is a messenger RNA of Portunus trituberculatus (swimming crab), 3717 nucleotides long. Its product is annotated as COMM domain-containing protein 4-like. Lineage: Eukaryota; Metazoa; Arthropoda; Malacostraca; Decapoda; Portunidae. The record is from RefSeq and is a predicted model, not a curated record. The coding region runs from base 192 to 761 and encodes 189 amino acids. The transcript is spliced from 9 exons.
UCACUCACCACCAAGGGUUCUUCACAAGUGUUUCCUCCUUGACACACGGCACCACCGAGGGCCUGGCGCGGGAGGGGCGAGGCGCACACCAUUGUACAGCAGGGGACCAGCAAUCCACUGGGCCUACUCACGAUAAUUGAGUUCUACGUCUCUUAUUUGCGCUUCUUGGAUCGUGACGUCAUCAGUUCACCAUGAGGUUCCGUUUCUGCUGGGACGUGGACUGCCCUGAUUGGCUGCUGGCCGAAAUAGCCACGCUCUCCAAACUGUCAUCGGUCAAACUUCGACUUCUCGCAGGAUCUGUGACCAAGAGCAUAUACGAAGCGUCUCUUAAUUAUGAUGUGGUAACUAAACUUGCCAACGAUGCGAAAUGGAGCGAGGACGGGGCGCAGGCGGCGGUGGCGGCAGUGCGGUGGGUGUUGAAGAGCGCCGCAGGAGCCGCCGUGACGCCUUCCGUGUUAGACUCUGAGCUCCAGCAACUCGGCCUUCCCAAAGAGCACGCUGCCGCCCUCACCCGAGUGUACGGCGACCACCUGCCGCGCCUCACUCAGCACCUGCACCAGACAAGCCUCAAGGAGGGUGGGGAGGUGCAGUGGCAGUGCCGGGUGGCGGGUGUGGGUGUGGGUGCAGACAUGGAGCCAGUGGUGGAGCUUGGGCUGGAACAAGAAGGAUGCUCCACCAAGGUUGUCCUCACUCCUACACAGCUUCAUGCUCUUGUUCAUGAGCUGAAUGAGGCACGGCAACUCAUGGAUGCUGUACACUAGUGAUUCACCAGUGGCAGCAUUGACUUGGCAGCAGCAGCAGCACCAACAGCAGUACAGCCUGUGAGAGGGACAGUUUAUUGAUAGUAACUCAUCACCAAAAGCUAGUCCUGAGUCCCCAGUGAUGGCACUCCAAUAUUGUCCCAUAUUCAUCCUGAGAAAUAAGUAUCCUCAACCUUCCCUCCAUUGCUGAGAUGCUUAUAGCUGACCGACUGUAGGCUGACUGCAUGCAUUCCUAAUUAUUCAUGUGAUUGAAGAAGAUGUCUUACUUUUUGUUUGCUGGUAAUGGCUAAUUCACACUCCUCAUUUAGUAUGUUCAUCUUGAGAAAGAAAGAGAGAGAGAGAGAGAGAGAGAGAGAAUGUGCAUCAUCAUUGAUAUCACUCUACCAAUGGAAAAAUCAAUCAGAGCUGGAACUAUCCCUCCAUGAGACAUGAGUGCUGUUGCCGUUAUUUAUGUUGUGACGCCAGCACGUUCAUCUCAAAGGAGUAUAUUUAGCAGAUCUAAUUAAUUUUUGCAUUGAUAAAGGAAAGUUGCUGAUGACAACAGACAUUAAAUAACUUUUCAUUUCCCACUUCUGUCCUUAUGAUUUAAAUGGAAAAGAAAUUACUUUCAGAAUUAAGUUAUCAGCCCAAAGGUAAUAACGUUAUCAACAAAGAAGAGUUCAUAAUGACUUAUUGUUUCUUUCCUGUGAUUUGAAACAGAGUUGAUUAAUCUACCCAAAUAGUGAAAUAGCUCAGACAGGACCAUCUUGUGUGUGUUGCAUCAGGUGUGUUGCUGUGGUGGUCAAAGGUUCAUGCCAUUUCUUGACAGCUUCCAUCAGUGAAUACAGGGAACUAUUGUUGAGAUUUCAUGUUGCCUUUGUGUCCCAUUCUAUAUAAUUCAUGUUUAUUUAUAAGGAUUCUAUUAAAACUAAAAUUAUUAUAUGUUAUCUUAUGUCACCUUAUAAGUCCCAUAAUGCAUAGAGAGACUUUACUAGUGGCUGUUGUGGUAGUGGCUAGUCCCUUCACAAAAUGCAAUUUGUUUGCCCUCUACCAGAUCAUAUUUCAUAGUUAUUCUAUUGUUCUUAUUUAAGGGUGAUGUUCGUUUUUCAUUGUUCUUACUCUCUAGGCCCUGUUGAUUAAUGACAGGUAGAACACUGAGGUGCUUCUUAGAAGACACUUAAGCUGUGAACAAGUGAUGACUGGCACUGACAGCCCAAUCCAGAGUAAUCCAAUUGUAAGGAACACUUGAGCUGCCUAAAUUUCAGGAAUAAUGACAUGACUUAAUUAUCUGUUCAGUAUUUACUCUAAUAUGUAGUCAGUUCUGAGGUCUGCUGUGGAUGGUGGCAUCUCCAGAACACUUCUACCAGCAUUCUGUUCAUAGUGAGCCUGGAUGUGAGUAGCCAUGGUUUGACAACAAUUAGUGGGAGAAUUACUGACUUUGGAUUUUAAACAUAGAGUUGAUAAUGUAACCAUAACUUAUUUUUUUUGUCAUCGGGGAUCAACAUUGUCACUAAUGUCUCUCAGCAUGCUUCCCAGUUGCCCUUUUGUGAAGUGGUUGGUUGCUGCCUUGUGGAAUCCUUUAGCAACACAUGACAUAUGAUGAGUACUGAUUGACUGAUAAGGAAAUGUUGAUGUAAGAAUGUAGUGACCACAAUGCCCACCGUGAGAUGUACCACACUGUGGCACUACAUCUUAGCAUCAUCAGCCACAGAGAGGUCAGAGAAGGGCAUCUGAGAAAGGAAAAUUUUUACUGCAGACAAGUGUUUAUGAGACUCAGAAUUUUGGAAGCCACACAACACCAUAAGAGAAAUGUGAAAUAGUAAGAAUGAUUUAAUAAUGAUGAAUGAUUGAUUGAUUCAUUAUGUUUUUUUUUUUGUGUCAAUAAAUGCCUCAAGUCUCCCACAGGAUCCUCCAGCUAGCAGACAUAAUAACAGCAGCCGCAGCUCCUCCAAGGUCAUCCAAGCAGCAAUCCUUCACCUGUCUUGACUGAAUCAUCAACUAGUACCACCUCAUCUAUUAUCAUCAUUUUGUGAGAUGGAUUCCACACUUACAUGGAUCAGUCUCUAUUAGCUAAAAGGUGGAUGAUCAAGCCACACAAUCUGGUGUAGCUUGUCUGUUGGUUCCUUUGUGAUCUAGAUCACCAUCCUAGAUCUCAAACCAUAUCAUUUGUAGUACAUCCAGAAGAGACACAAGUCAGCCACUCUUUUCUUUUUCCUCUACUUGUACAUACAUAGUCAAAACAAUGCAAUCUACCCAUUUCCACUGCUUCACUGUUCUUCCCAAUCCCAAGUCUGCUUUAAAAUUCCUUAUUUGAUUCAUUGUCUUUAACAUUAUAUUUACUGCACAUCCACCUCACUUUUCAGUUGUUCAUGUUUCUAUGGACUGGGAAGGUGUAUCACUUGGUCCCUUUUUUUCUUUUGCUUUUAGACCUACUAAUGAACCAGUUCAGAAAGUUUGUGGAAGUGCUGAAUAAUCCACCCCUAUUGUUCCAGUCCUUUAUUUGCUUACUAUCACUGUGGUACUAUGACAUAUUAAAAAAUACAACAAAUUAAUCAGAAUGGAAAAGCACUAAGUUUCUAAUAAACUUUCAUCUACAGCUAACUCAGUGAUCUGACCUGGAUGCAAGGAUCUUGAGUGCAAUAUUACCAUUGCUUAAUUGAAAUAUACACCACCAAUAGCUACUUAGUUUUUGCUCCUGCAAUGAAACUACUGCACCAUGUAGUUUAACAAUAAUGGUUACAUUAAUUGACAUUCAACCAAGAAGUCCUAGAUUCAAUCUUUGAACAAGGCAAGACAGAUGGACAGUCUUUUCAUACACUUGCCUCUGUUACCCAGCAGUCCUUAGCUACCAUGUACAGUAAAACCUCAGCUCACGACCAUAAUUCGUUCCUAAAUCUUGUUCGUCACCUGAUUUGUUCGUCCCAUGAAUCAAUUUUUCCCAUAAGAAUGUAUUGAAAUACCAUUAAUCCGUUCCAGA